Molecule: messenger RNA, 1671 nt
Organism: Talaromyces amestolkiae
Lineage: Eukaryota; Fungi; Ascomycota; Eurotiomycetes; Eurotiales; Trichocomaceae
Exons: 20
Coding region: 1-1671 (556 amino acids)
Biological process (GO): amino acid transmembrane transport
Cellular component (GO): membrane
Molecular function (GO): amino acid transmembrane transporter activity
Source: RefSeq, a predicted model, not a curated record
AUGAUUUCUGAAAAGGAAAGUGAAAUUGGUGUUCAAGAUGGAGCAAAAACCCCAGUCUCUACGGGCACAGUCAAGGAGACCUACAAUGUCGACAUCGCGACAGCUGCAGAUCAUGCCCUGCAGCGCAAGCUAAAGCCUCGUCAUAUGCAAAUGAUCACAAUCGGUGGUGUCAUUGGCACGGGUCUCUUCCUGGGUACAGGAAGCAAUUUGGAGAAUGGGGGUCCUGCAGGUCUUCUCAUCAGUUACUGCAUCAUGGCCUCCCUGCUUUUCUCGGUCAUGGUUGCUUUAGGUGAAAUGGUGUCUCAGUUUCCCAUACCUGGUGGUCAAUUCGCGCUUGCUGAUCGCUUCGUCUCUCGUGAGCUGGGCUUCGCCAUGGGAAUUCUGUACUGGUACAAUUUCCAAAACAGUUAUAUCAUUGUACUUCCUGCAGAAAUUUCAGCAGCCGCUGUUCUCGUCUCUUACUGGACUCCAGCAGGGGAUGUCAAUGCAACAUGUACAACUGGUAUCUGCAACAAUGCACUGUGGGUAGCUUUGAUGCUGCUGAUAGUGUGGGCGGUCAAUGCUGCUGGGACACGAUUUUUCGGAGAGAUGGAGUUCUGGUUUUGUUCAAUCAAGGUCAUAACUAUCGUCGGUCUUAUCAUCACCGGUAUCAUUAUCACCGCCGGGGGUGGUCCGAAUCACGAAUCAAUCGGGUUCAGAUACUGGAAUGAAACUGGGGGAUUUGUACAAUACGAAGGCAUUGGAGGUGCCAAGGGACGAUUUCUCGGGUUCUUCAGUGUUCUCAUCCAAGCCGCGUUCGCUUUUAUCGGGACCGAAAUCACCGCUAUUGCAUCGGCUGAAACCGCUAACCCCCGAAAGAACGUGCCUCGUGCCAUUAAGGGCGUCUGGAUAAGACUUGUGCUAUUCUAUGUUUGCAGCGCAUUCAUGGUCGGCCUCUUGGUGUCCCCCUCAGAUCCAUCUCUUAAUUUAUCGUCUACCGCAGCCAAGAGUCCAUUUGUGAUCGCUAUCAAAAAUGCUGGAAUUCCGGCUCUGCCAUCAAUAAUCAACGCAGCACUUCUCACAAGUGCCUGGUCCUCCGGCUGCGCGGAUCUUUUCGUCUCGUCUCGUACUCUUUACGGUCUCGCUGCACGUGGCCAUGCACCAAAAAUCUUCCUAACGACCCGUAAAGACGGCCUUCCGUGGAUUAGUGUCAUCUUUUGUGGCGCCUUUUCCUUACUCUCCUUUAUGGCAGCUUCUAAAGGUCAAGCGGGCACUGUUUUCGGAUACUUCUCGAAUAUGACUGCAAUCUGCGGCAUGAUAUCCUGGAUUUGCAUCCUCUGGACUAGCUUACGGUGGCAUAAAGGGCUUAAAGCUCAUGGCAUUGACCGGAAGACUCUUGCAUACACUGCGCCUUUACAGCCAUAUCUCUCAUACUAUGGCAUGUUUGUCUGUAUUAUGGUAAUGAUCUUCGGAGGUUUCGGAUCUUUCAUCCACACGUUUAACACCUCGUCGUUCAUUACAACGUACUUCCCCAUACCUUUCUUUGCUGUACUUUUUUUCGCAUACAAAUUUUGGAACAAGUCCAAAAUGAUCAGUUACGCGGAUAUGGACUUUACAACCGGCUCGUCCAUGGAUAUUCCAGAAGAGCCGGCACCUCAAACACUCUGGAAAAAGAUAGCAGAAAGAAUCUGA